Neospora caninum is the source of this 879-nucleotide messenger RNA. RefSeq lists its product as hypothetical. The record is from RefSeq and is a predicted model, not a curated record. Gene Ontology annotation, cellular component: endoplasmic reticulum. The coding region runs from base 1 to 879 and encodes 292 amino acids. The transcript has 5 exons. Gene Ontology annotation, biological process: GPI anchor biosynthetic process. NCBI's taxonomy places the organism in Eukaryota, Apicomplexa, Conoidasida, Eucoccidiorida, Sarcocystidae. Gene Ontology annotation, molecular function: N-acetylglucosaminylphosphatidylinositol deacetylase activity.
AUGGAGAGGCUACAGCGCCGCAUGGCGCGAACGUCUGUGCCUUCGCAGUCUUCGAGGUUUUUGUGGGGUCCGCUACAGCUUUUUUCUGUUGACUCUCAAGUCGACGUUUUUCUUCUUCUCCUUCCGCUUCUCUCCCUCGCAGUUUGCUUCCUUUCCAUUCUCCUACACGCGCAGGCUUCGCAUGCGCGGCGUUUCCUUCUGGAGCUGCUGAGCAGGAAAGAGAGCCCUGACAAGGCGGCGACCGACUCCACUUGUGUGCGACGAACAGAAGAUGGAGAAGGAACAAAGGGACACAGCGGGCGGGAGACAAGAGACGAGACUGGGAGUAUCGAGGCAAGACGCGGCUCGCGAGGGGGAGACAACCAGGAACGCGAAGCAGCGACAGAAACAGACAAACUGAGGAUCGCCCUCGUUGUGGCGCACCCUGACGAUGAAGUCAUGUUUUUCACUCCGACUCUCGCGCUGUUGCGUGAUUUCCCCGAACACGUCAAAAUUCACCUCUUGUGUCUAUCCACAGGGAACGCAGAUGGGCAAGGCCGCGUCCGAUCGAGAGAGUUUCUGAGCGCGGCCAGUCUCUUUGGAAUUGACAAAACGGAGGCUGUCGUCGUGGACCGUGACGAUUUGCAAGAUGGAUGGGCCCCCUGGUCGCCGGAACGCGUUGCGGACGUCGUCGAAGAAUUCACCGAAAGCAACGACAUCUCAACUAUCUUCACCUUCGAUGCCCACGGAGUGUCGAGACACCCGAACCACAUCAGUGUGUACAACGGUGUCAGGAAGUACACAGGUGUGCUGGAUAUCAUCUGGUCUACAGUGGCCUGUCGAAAGGAACUGAACAGGAUCGCCUCGGUGAAGCUCACGCCCUUUCUCUCUAUCAUGUGA